UGCAAACAAGUGCCGUCACAUUCUUUCCGUAACAACCACGGAACACCUGUGGCUAGGCUGCCAGAUUUGUUCUUUGCUUUUUAGCUACAACACGUACGACAUUUUUGUCUUUGUUUGCCUGCUUUCACCUGAACUUUUGCUUUUCCUGUCCUUUCAUCUGCGGCCGACACGCAGGCAGGUGAGACGGCCGAUGGCAGGUGAGGCAUCCUAGCGCUUUCUUGUGGAAACAUGAGCGCUCCCUCCAUUCAUGAGGACUGUUUUGUUACUUCUAAACCUCGGGGCUCUGUGCUUCUCGACAGGCACCUCCCCUCCCCCCAGCCCCGUCAACAUCAGCUUCUCCUCGGUGAACCUGAGGAACAUUCUCCAGUGGCUCCCGGGAAAUACAACGCCGGACGGCACUCGCUUCACCGUGCAGUAUGCCUUCUACGGGGACAGCGUGGAGGGCAGCAAAGGGAGGCGGGUCAACUGGAGGCCUGUGCAAAAGUGCAAGGAAAUAGCCGAGACGUGGUGCGACCUGACCCGUGAGACGUGGGAUGUGCAGCAGAGCUACCACGGAAGGGUGCGCUCAGCUGUGGGCUCCAAGGCCUUCUCCAAGUGGGCUUUGACACAAGGGAGAUUCAAUCCAAAGUAUGACACUACUUUUGGGCAGCCUCUGCUUUCAGUGGAAGUAAAGGACAACAACAACGCCAUUGUCCAUCUGAAAGGUCCAAUCAGGUAUCAGCCAGAUGACCACGCCCCACCCAUUUCCAUGGCAACGUUGUACCCCUACAUGACCUACAACCUCUCGGUCCACAAUGGGCGUCGUGGCCAGGUGCAUCAUUUCCCAGUCACAUCCAGCCCGUACACAUACCAUCUGAUGGAUUAUGACACAGAAUACUGCUUCUCUGCCAAGGCCAGAUUCCUCUCCCUGCCCUUUCAGUGCCGGCAGUCAGAGCUUCACUGCCUAACUACCACUAAAGAUCCUGUAAAGGGCCAGCUACAGAGGGUGGUUGUGGGUAUUGUGGUUCCAUCAAUGUGCAUCUGCAUUCUUAUGGUGGUGGGAUACUUUCUCUAUCACUUCCUGACAGGGAAGGAACACAAGAGGCCUUCAUUUCUGGACGUACCAUUGCUUCCCUCUCCACCACUGACCUUCCCGCCCGAGAGGCUUAACCCCAUCCUCGUCACUACUGUCAGAAACGAUCUCUCGUCAGACACCAAUGUAUCACACCGUGGACGUCCCGAGAAGUGGAGACAGCAGGCUAAUCUCGCCUUCCCGCCGUCAAGAUACGCCGCCCAGCAACCAGAGAUGCCCUCAGAGCUGCCCCUAGACCUCCCGCCAGAGCUGGAGGAACCCUUGGACAAUGUCUCCAGCUACGGGGUUGUCGGCGUGGCUCCAAGAAAUGACUCAGAUGAUCAUCCUGAUACUGUCGUCUCCCAGUGCUACUUCCCGCAGGAGUCCACCCAAACACAAUUAGAGAGGAGCACGCAGGCACAGGUGCCUUCUCCUAUGCCUGACAUGGAAAUUGUAGAAGAGAGAGACUUUUCAAGGUCUUCUUUGAACAAUUACCCUACAACUGGCCUCAGAAUACCCUCAGAGGAACGGAUGGAGCAAGACAUAAGAACAUACAGGACACUUGGCAAAGACGUUCAAAGAGUACACCUCCUCUCUACCUCCCAUGCCGCACCCUCAACACCCUCAAAUGACUCCCCAGAUGACUACGGUGAACUCAUGGUGAGGGGAUUGGAGGAAGAUAAGCAGGACAAGUCGCUCCACAUUAACUGGGACCCUUGGUUGAGGAAUCUAGUGCUGCCGGGGAUGGAGGUCAACCAGGAGGGAGGCAGCAAGGAAGAGGAGGUGGCAAAUAAGGAGCUGGGUUUGGACAAUGUGCUCCUCAAACAAGCCUCCAGGGGGGAGGCGGGGCCACAGCCAGGGCCCAAUGCAGGCUGGGAGGUGGAUGAUAUUGUCAGCAAAUGGAAGUUGGUUAUCUCGAUGGAGGAGUAAGGAUGGCCAACACUGCAAAACGGCCAGUAAAAUCUCCUUUUGCUGCAAGAAGUAUCCACAUACGUACUUGGAAAACAUGUGCGUUGGUUCGCUAAAAUUAGUUUCCUUCUUCUGCUGUUACGUCGAUUAUUGCAGAAUCGCUGUAUCGCAACACACUUGUUAUAUAGUUGAUGACACAAGUGAACUACCGUACUCGUACUCCUGUUGUGCACCACUUAGUGGCGUAGUGCGGGUCAAGCAGUCGUGCUCACUCAAACCCAAUCUUCCACUGAGCCCAGUUUUGAACAUUUUUGACUCUUUAGGACCGUCUCACUUCAGCUAAAAGUCGUUUAAAAGCGUUUUUAACAAGCAAUAUUGUGUUUGUGUCGUCGUGCAUUACUUUAUGUAUUAAAUACGCACAUAAUGCAUAUGAUGGUUUAAGAAGGGAGGAAAAUAACACCAAAAUGCACCAAAAUAAAGAAAAAGUCUGUCAUAGCUGAUGAUGUAGCACUUUAUACUGUUACUUUUUUGGUUAUGUUCCCACCAUAUUGUCUUUGCUCAUCACUGUUGCCAGGCAGAUACACUGAUACAGUUGUAUGCAAAAAUGUGGGCACCCCUGACAAUUUUCCAUCAUUUUCAUUAAUAAAUCAAUGGGUAUUUUAAUCUAUUAUUUCAUUGUGAUAUAUCACAUAACAGAGUAGUAUUACAGGAGUGAAAUGAGGUUCACUGGAUUAACACAACACAUGCAAUAUACAUCAAAAUAAAAUUAGACAGGUGCAGAAAUUCAGGCACCCCUGUCAUUUUUCUGAUUUGAAUACCUCUACCUACCUACCUACCACUGGUUAAUUGGAACACAAAAUGGCUUUUCUGAGCUCAUAAAACCUUGAAUUUCAUUGAUAGACACAUCCAAUCAUCUAAUCAAAGGUAUUUAAGGUGGCCACUUGCAAGCUGGUUUUCUCUUUGAAUACCCUGUGAAGACGGGCAACAUGGGACCCUCAAAACAUCUGGCAAAUGACCGGAAAAUAAACAUCAUGGUUUACGCAAAGGCUACAAAAAGCCAUCUCAGAGAUUUCAGCUAUCAACGUCCACUGUGAGAAACAUAAUGAAGAAAUGGAAGAGCACAAACACAGUUAUUGUUAAGGCUGUCAGGAUUGGCGCGAGCCAAAGUGAAACGUCUGGAUCCCAAUGCAGAGGAAAAAGGCAAAAAUGAUGAACAAAAGAUUUAAUGUAACAAAGGUUGUCCACAAGGGAAAAAAGUACAACACAAAAACAGGAAAAUCCACAACAGUUAGAACAAACUUGUUAAGGUAAACUUGUUAAGACUAACACUAGCAAGGAGCACACUACAGGACUGGUUAUGCACGGAGCCAGAAAGCAGGGAGAAGGGUAGGGAAGCAGGACUAAGUGGUAGCAAGCAAUCAGGGAGUACAAUCUGGCGACGAGGUAACGCUGCUGCCUUGCUUAGGAGGGGUCCCCGGUUAAAUUGCCUGCAGGUGUGCUCCGGAGUCUCCACCUUCACCGGCUGGGGUGCACUGCAGACAAGGAAUAGACAGGCGGCAGCAGAGCGACAAGCAAAGCGUGACAAAGGCCAGAAGUGGUAGGCAAGGAAAAAUAUCAGAAAGGCAAAGGCAAAGGAUGGUGACAACUGUCAAUGACAACCCACAGACCAUUUCCAAAGAACUAUAACAUCAACUUGUAGUUCGUCAGCUGAGGGAUGCCAAAGAACGUUUGGACAAGCAAGCUUCAUUUUGGUAAAUGUGCUGCCGUGAUGCAUCAUAUGCACAUCUUCUGUUAAUCAAUUUCACUCCUGAAAUAUUGCUCUGUCCAUCAGUUUUUCAAUACUUUAAAAUGAAAUUGUAGAUUUGUAAACACCCAGUGAUUUAUAAAUGAAAAUGAUGGAAACUGUCAAGGAGGCCCAAAACUUUGCUUAUCUCUGUACCCUGAAACACUAUCUCCUGGUUACCAUAUACUGUAUCCAAAAUAUUUUUGGCAAGACACUCAUUGCUGGUUUUGAAAGAAGUGCUGUUUGGACAUUUUUCUUUGUGAGUACUGCAUUGUUACUGUGUAACCUUCACAAUGUGGGGAAGGAUAGUAUUUCCUUCCUACUGUAUCUCCCUUUUGUUAUUCUGAAACACAAUCUGCAAUCACAUAAUCAUGAAUGCUUCUUUAUAUAUACAUUACAUAUGUAUAUAUGUGUGUGUAUUUUUCCAUGUAGAAUUUAUAUUAUACUAAAAAAAGAGGCUAUACAAAAAAA
Molecule: messenger RNA, 4214 nt
Organism: Dunckerocampus dactyliophorus (ringed pipefish)
Lineage: Eukaryota; Metazoa; Chordata; Actinopteri; Syngnathiformes; Syngnathidae
Gene: il20ra
Product: interleukin 20 receptor, alpha
Exons: 7
Coding region: 248-1981 (577 amino acids)
Molecular function (GO): protein binding
Source: RefSeq, a predicted model, not a curated record